GGGGACCAUAGUGGCGGUACAUGCAAAGUCGACAACACAAACUACAGCUACUCUUUUGAAACAUGUCGUGUGUAAACAGUUACUUUAUCUCCUGGAUUUUAGGACUGCUUAUUUUUGAUGUUCAGUUUAUACAUGGUUUGAAUGUAUGUCGGGGAGAUCAAAUCAGCAAUGUCAGUUUACCUACUGAGCUUCAGUCUGAAGUCCUGCUGCCCUGCUUCUUUGAAUCAGACUUCUUGAAUUCAAACCAGACAAAUGAAUCUUGUGUGGUGUGGACUCACCUCAAUUCAACAAAAAGAGAAAUUGUGGAGAUCAGUCUGGAUGGUGACACUAAAUUCUGGAAUAACCGACGUGGACGGAUUAAGGCAUUCCCAAAAUUACUAGAGUCUGAACUGCUGUACUUCUCCAUCCAGAUCCGUAAUGUGCAGCAGUCUGAUUUAGGUGUCUACCACUGCUCUCUGUUCAGAGAGAACUGUCUCCUGGCCUAUAAGAGGAUUGAACUUCACAACGAACCAGCUGUUACUCCAGAGGAUUCUCUGACUUGGCUGAUCCCAACUGGAGCAGCAGGAGGAGCAGCACUGCUAGUAGUGCUACUUGUGCUUCUUGUUGUUGCAUGCAAAUUCUUCAAACGUCAAGAAAAUAACAUCAUGGAGCCUGUCUAUGAGAACACCUCCCAAACAAAGUACACCAACAGAGAAAAGUUCACUAAUGAAAACCGAAUGACAAUCAGCAAUCCAAUCUAUAAUUAAAAUUCACAUGUACAGUAAUGUGGAACAUCAA
Molecule: messenger RNA, 777 nt
Organism: Carassius carassius (crucian carp)
Lineage: Eukaryota; Metazoa; Chordata; Actinopteri; Cypriniformes; Cyprinidae
Exons: 6
Coding region: 63-746 (227 amino acids)
Source: RefSeq, a predicted model, not a curated record